AUGGAGGACCAGAAGCCGAUCUCCAUAAAGGUGGAGCACGAGCCCAGCGCUUUUGGGGAACCGGAAUCAUUUCCGCUUGACCAAGAAGCCGACGUGUCCCCGCAACCUGGCGGAAGCAGCAGGAUGAAACGUGCAGAGUUGAUGGCUGAACUUCGCCGGGAGAAGAUGAGGACUAACUACACAAAUAUGCGUAGAAAAGAGCUGAAGGCCACCUUGUUGCAUUUCAAAAAGCUGAUGGCGUCCACUAAGCACCUUUCGGAGGAGCUGCGGCGAGAGAACCAGUUGCUCACGUGCCACAACCAGGAGCUGACCAGCGUGAAGGAUGCUCUGGCCACCGAGAGAGACGGACUACUGCAGCAGCUUCAAGAGGAGUUCACCAAGUGUGAGGCUCUGCGACAGCAAGUUCUGGAGCAGGAACAGUCGAAGAAUGCCAUCGUACACAGUGUUAUGCUGGAGAACGCUGAACGUGUUAAUAACUUAAACACGGAGAUCGAUGACCUCACCAACCAGCGGGACCUUUUCCACGAGAAAUAUCACGAGUUGGCGGAGAAACUGAUCACGGUGAAGAAGAAGCUGAAGAGGAUCCAGGAGGAGAACAUCUGUUCGGUUUGUCUUACGCCCUGGGAAGCAGGGGGCGCUCAUCGCUUGGUGUCCCUGAAGUGCGGCCACCUGUUCGGGGACAGAUGCAUCCGGCGGCACUUAAGGAGCGUGGCGGACUGUCCCUACUGCAAGCAGCCAGUUCGGGCUCGGGAUCUCCGCUACAUCUUCGGGUGUCACACCUUGCGGGCCAGACGUAGAGCUCAGGCUGCUCCGAGAGCUCAGUCUGCUUCGAGAGCUCAGGCUGCUCCAAGAGCUCAGGCUGCUCCGAGAGCUGAGUCUCCUCCAAGAGCUCAGUCUGCUCCAACAACUCAGGCUGUUCCGAGAGCUUAG
Drosophila biarmipes is the source of this 930-nucleotide messenger RNA. RefSeq names its product E3 ubiquitin-protein ligase RNF8-like. The coding region runs from base 1 to 930 and encodes 309 amino acids. Gene Ontology annotation, molecular function: ubiquitin protein ligase activity. The transcript has a single exon. Lineage: Eukaryota; Metazoa; Arthropoda; Insecta; Diptera; Drosophilidae. The record is from RefSeq and is a predicted model, not a curated record. Gene Ontology annotation, cellular component: nucleus. Gene Ontology annotation, biological process: interstrand cross-link repair; protein ubiquitination.